GGGUGAGUGAAUUUAUAAGUCGGUGUGGGGUUCGUUGCCUGGGAGUGAAGUGGUUCGGCUUGUGAACGGUAAGCUGUCAACUGCUCUAGUUGAAUUUGCUUUGGACAACAUUUUGAAGCAGAUCUGAUAUGCCACUUGAAUUAAUAAAAGAAGUCAAUGGAGUGCCUGAAGUUGAGCUGCUAAGUGAAUUAAACAAAGUAGAUUUCAGUUCUCUACAGCCAGGUUGUGAUUAUAGCAAGAAAUAUAUCCAGGGAAAACUCUCACUUAUUUCUUCUUUAACUUAUGGUGGAAACAGAACAGCUGUUUUGAAGAUUGCCCUACAAGAACAAGAAAAUUCAAAUUCGGAGAUCAACACCAUCAAUGUAUUAUUUUUUGGAAAAUUAGCAAAGGACUGUGCAAAAGUUUUCUAUGAAGGGGAUACCAUUGCAGUAGCUGGAUUUACUGUCUUGUCAGCAUCUUCAUCUACAAGCAGAGAUGGUAAACAUUGCUUAUUUUUGAAAGCAUUUGAGGACUUCAGAUCAACUGUUUAUGUUUAUGUUAAAUCUGUAAGGGAUUUUUCUGCAGAAUCCAUGUCUUUGGUUCCAGCAACACAUUAUAUAUAUACACCCCUGAAUCAACUUAAGGGUGGUACAAUUGUCAAUGUCUAUGGUGUUGUGAAGUUCUUUAAACCUCCAUAUCUAAGCAAAGGAACCGAUUAUUGCUCAGUUGUAACAAUUGUGGACCAGACAAAUGUAAAGUUAACCUGCCUGCUCUUUAGUGGAAAUUAUGAAGCACUUCCAAUAAUUUAUAAAAAUGGAGAUAUUGUUCGCUUUCAUAGGCUGAAGAUCCAAGUAUAUAAAAAGGAGACUCAGGGUAUCACCAGCUCUGGCUUUUCAUCUUUGACAUUUGAGGGAACUUUGGGAGCUCCUAUCAUACCUCGUACCUCAAGCAAGUAUUUUAACUUCACUGCCGAGGACCACAAAAUGGUAGAAGCUUUACGUGUUUGGGCAUCUACUCAUAUUUCACCUUCUUCGACAUUAGUAAAAUUGUGUGAUGUUCAACCACUGCAGUAUUUUGACCUGACUUGUCAGCUCUUGGGCAAAGCAGAAGUGGAUGGAGCAUCAUAUCUUCUAAAGGUAUGGGAUGGCACCAGGACCCCAUUCCCAUCUUGGAGAGUAUUAAUACAAGACCUUGUACUUGAAGGAGAUUUAAGUCAUAUCCAUCGGCUGCAGAAUCUGACAGUAGACAUUUUAGUCUAUGAUAAUCAUGUUCAAGUGGCAAAGUCUCUGAAGGUUGGAAGCUUUCUUAGAAUUUAUAGCCUCCAUACGAAACUUCAGUCAGUGAAUUCGGAGAACCAGGCAACAUUGUUAGCUCUAGAGUUUCAUCUCCAUGGGGGUACCAGUUACGGCCGGGGAAUCAGAGUCUUGCCAGAAAGUAACUCUGAUGUGGAUCAACUGAAAAAGGUUUUAGAAUCUGCCGAUUUGACAGCCAAUCAGUGUUUUGAUGGUAUAUAUCAUUCAGAUCAUGAGGACAGCUUUCGGACUCUUUCAAGCUCUGGAUCAGUAUCACUAUAUGAGGUAGAAAGAUGUCAGCAACUAUCAGCUACAAUACUUACAGAUCAUCAGUAUUUGGAAAAAACCCCAAUAUGUGCUAUUUUGAAACAAAAAGCUCCUCAACAGUAUCGUAUUCGAGCAAAAUUAAGGUCAUUUAAGCCCAGAAUACUCUUUCAGUCUGUUAAACUUCAUUGUCCCAAAUGUCAUGCACUGCAAGAAGUUCCACAUGAGGGUGAUUUGGAUACAAUUUUACAAGAGGGUGCAAGUAAAACCCCAGAUAUCAAACUACAAAAUACAUCAUUAUAUGAUUCGAAAAUGUGGACCACUACAGAUCAAGGAGAACGAAAAGUUGCUGUUCAUUUUGUAAAAAAUAAUGGUAUUCUUCCACUUUCAAAUGACUGUCUGAUUUUGAUAGAAGGAGGUACACUCGGUGAAAUCUACAAACUCGCAAACAAGUUUCAUAGUGUAAUUCCUGUGAGAUCUGGCCAUGAAGACUUGGAAGUCCUUAAUCUUUCAGCACCAUUCCUUAUACAAGGAAAAAUACAUCACUAUGGAUGUAAACAGUGUUCUACUUUGAGACCAAUAAAAACUCUAAAUUCCCUGGUUGAUAAAACACCAUGGAUUCCUUCUUCUGUGGCAGAAGUACUGGGUAUUGUACCCCUUCAACAUGUGUUUGUAAUGACAUUUACUCUUGAUGAUGGAACAGGAGUAUUGGAAGCUUAUCUCAUGGAUUCUGACAAAUUCUUCCAGAUCCCGGCAUCAGAAGUCCUAAUCAAUGAUGGACUUCAGCAGAGUAUGGAUAUGAUCUUGGAUAUGUUUUGUCCUUCGGGAAUAAAAAUUGAUGCAUAUCCGUGGUUGGAAUGCUUCAUCAAGUCGUAUAAUGUCACAAGUGGAACGGAGCAGCAAAUUUGCUAUCAGAUUUUUGACACCACAGUUGCAGAAGAUGUAAUCUAAUAUUGUCAUUCAGCUUAGCAUAUGUAAAAUACUAUAAUUUUAGAAAACAUUAUUUUCUGUGCGAAGAUUCUUAUAAAAGAUGUAAAAGGUUUAACAGUAUAGUUUAUCUUCCAUUUUAACGACAGUGUAAAUUUUUUUUCAUAAAUAGCAUUGUGUUAUCUUAGUGCCUUCUUGUGAAUAAGUUAAAAAUGUUCCUUUUGCUCAAAAUUUCCAGUAUGGUGGCUGCUAGGGCCAUAAAGGAGAAAGGGGAAUAAAGAAAGACUGUCUUCAUUUACCCCUUGCAGCCCUUUCGGAGAACGUGUUCUGGUACCUUGCACUAAAAAUCACUUUCCUUGUUGGUUUUUCCGUGUGUCAGCCACUAAUUUGUCUGCCCACCACCAUCUGUGCUUGGAUUUCUUUUCCUGCCAUGGUUUUUAUAUCAGCAUUGUUAAUGAUUUUAGCAUGGGUAUGGGGCUAGAAAACGUCCUUAUGUUGGCUCACUCAGCUUUCACUGAGUGCGAAGUGUGUAAUGGCUAGCGGUUUGGUUUUGCACAAAGGGAUCUGCUUAAACAAGUAGUCUUGAGAAGUGCUCUUCUGAGUGAGCUACAGCGUACUUAACAGGAGUGGUUUACUUUAGGUGUAUGUGGCAGAGUUGCUGUCUUUUGGUGCUAUAGACCAAUUUAGGAUAAAUCCAUUUUCUAAGACCUGAAUUGUAUGCUUUUGAUUGCUUGUUUCUCUACAUGAUAUUAGAAGUUACUGCAUUCCACCUUGAUCUGAUAAAGCAGUCAGGUUUAUUACAAUGUUACUGACUUACAUUACCCUUUUUUAAUAGUCUUACAUAAUAUAUAUUUCAGACUGAACGUGGAAUGAGAUAUUAACUCAAUACAGUAGUCCACUUUUUAUCUGACAGUGUUUGCAAAAUUUAAAAUCAUGAAUAUUCAGUUUUAUACAAAUACUUCUAUAUAUUUGUAUAUAUGUAUAGACGUAUGUAUAUUAUUUGGUAAAGACUAAGACAUACACAUAUGCCUAGUUCAGUAUUAGUGAAGAAUAAAUUAAUGUACAUAUUUCACCUGUUUUCUUUAUUUGCCCUGUGUUGAGUUGAGGCGUGAUUGGAGGCAAAGAAUCAAAGUAGGAAUGCCAAUAUAGCAGAUAUUUAAGACCGUCUAUACAAUAGGAACCGUGCAAAGCAUUUAACAUAUAUUUGAGUUUCGCAACAACCGUUUUCCUGAUAAAACUGAGGCUUGGUGGGCUGACUUCACUAAGUUCACAUGGUUACUAAGUGCUAGUCAGUAUGCGCAUUCCGGUAAUCUUUGUUCAGAGGCUGCACUGCCAACCACGCCAGGAUUCUGGGGCAACAAGCUAGCAUGGGGUUUUCUGCAAAUGAGUCCUCCCUUAAGUAUUUGAAGUAACACUGGAAACAGAUUAUGAGAGGAGUCAGUGUUAUGUUUUCUUACAUUCUCAAAAGGCUUUUAACAUUUUAUUAGCAAAAAAGGUUCAAAUAUUUGAUUUCCUCUGCUCAUAAUAAUUCCAAAUUCUA
Molecule: messenger RNA, 4002 nt
Organism: Callorhinus ursinus (northern fur seal)
Lineage: Eukaryota; Metazoa; Chordata; Mammalia; Carnivora; Otariidae
Gene: POT1
Product: protection of telomeres 1
Biological process (GO): telomere capping; regulation of telomere maintenance via telomerase
Cellular component (GO): nuclear telomere cap complex; chromosome, telomeric region
Molecular function (GO): telomerase inhibitor activity; G-rich strand telomeric DNA binding
Source: RefSeq, a predicted model, not a curated record